Messenger RNA from Sphaeroforma arctica JP610, 1185 nucleotides. RefSeq lists its product as hypothetical. NCBI's taxonomy places the organism in Eukaryota, Ichthyosporea, Ichthyophonida. The record is from RefSeq and is a predicted model, not a curated record. The transcript has a single exon. The annotation marks the transcript as partial.
GACGACAGGGGACCCUUGUACUACACUCUGAAGGCACUACUGGACAUUAUGGGUCCCACCGAGUACUGUGAGUACAUGGCUGAGCUCAAGAGCGUGACAAUGCGUGAAGGCAGCGACCUGCACAAAGACGCCCAACGCCAGGUCAACCCACACGCCCAAACAAACCUUUGGCGGAGGAUCAACUCGCGUAUGCGAACGCAGGCCCGCACACACAGAGACAAAUCGUGCGAUGCCACGCACCGGAAUAACACAUCGGAGGGGUGUGAUGCGGAGGGUAGUGAGAAAGAUCGUGAGAGAUGCAGUUUAGGAAAGGGGUUAGAAGUGGUAGGGGAAUCGGGGAGUGACAGUAACAAUAACAGGCCAGUGAGCGAGAGUGUGUACCAGAGCCAGUUGCUGCAUACACCGUCUACGAAGGUGUUGCCCCUGUCGCUUUUGAGUAAGGAACGGGGUUCACCGCGUACGUGUGGACACUCGUCGAGUGUUGAAAAUAUAGAUAACGGGGACUCUCUCCCAAACAGCCCUGACUUCGGGCCGAAUAGUACAUAUGCUGAUGUACCAGUACCAGAGAGGAGGGGUACGGGAGUGUCUAAGACGCACAGGGUCACGGGAAAGUCUACGAACACUAGCACGUACACGACUACGGAAAUAGGUCAAUGCACACAAAGGCAGCCACAAGCCCAGACAAGGGAUGAGUUUUGCUUUGAAGAGGACACUAUUGAGGCACACACGGAAACUACUACGCCCAUUCGAACAAGGAAGGACGCCGGGCAGCGACAGGCGAUGGAGGAUUGCAUACGCAAACCACACGCACACGAAUUGGUCACAGAUGAACACACACACACACAAGCACAUAUGCAGAGAUCAAAAUAUGUCAACACAGACACACACAGAACGGGAAAUGGAACGAAAAAUACAGAUAGUGCUGGAACUGAGGCGACAGAGUCGACCCAGUGCCACACGAAGGACACUCAAUGCACGCCUGACAGCAAGAGUACGCUGAGACAUAAAACGAGGAGAACCUUGAACGAACGUAUCACGAAGCCCUGUCAAACGCAAGGAGCUUUCGCAAAACGGGCCUCCCCAUCGUCAGAGAAUGAAGGUGUGGAAGUAGACUGUGUGUCUUGUUUGGGACAGCAAUUUGAGCGCAGACGCUCACAGUGUUAUUCGGCUGGGAAUGAUACCUAA